UUGCUGCGCCUUAUCAAAUAAAUGACGUCACUGAGAGCAAUAUACUGUCGCCAGUAGUCUCAUCUACAGACCCGUUACCGAAUGUUGGCGUCCCUGUUUAUACGCCAAUAUUUAACGAAGAUGCAGAUAAGCAAUGGCAAUGGACGCGAACAUUUCCACGAGUUUCUUUCGACGAUGAGUCCGGCUCGGCUCGCAUAUCAUGCCGUACUUUUACAAACAUGACACAGAAGCGAAUCUAUGAGGUUUUUCGUCAUUUCUACGUUUACGAUGCUUUUGUGAGAGACGUGCAGACUGGGACACGAGCAAUGUUGCAGUCAAGCUUUUCGCGGGAAGAGGGUCUCCAGCGAGUGACAAAAGCUUUGAUUGACAGGCUUAUAUCUACAGGACAGAUGACAGAAUCGUCAUCAUGCUUGGUGCCCGCUUACUCAUCGCCUCUCCUGCUCAUCCAAGGAGCUUGCCCGCCAAAACAUGGAAUCGAAUGCGACACGGUAUGCGAGUUUGCUUGCAGUGACAGCAGCUACACAUUGCUGGGGAGUUCUACAAUAAAAUGCCAGCCAAAUGGAACCCUCUCUGAUGAAUUUCCCCGCUGUAAAGCAAAUGGGGAACAUACCACACAGGUCACCACGACAAAGUCAAGUACUCCACAUCAUGUUGUACACACCACUUCACCGUCCACGACAACAUCCACCACAACAAAUACACGAUUUACCACAAGAACGGCACAACCUGAAAAUGGCACUACAUCGGGAAGUCACACAGAUCAUACUACACCUUCGACAACAGGAAUCCCUAGUACGACUGAUUCAUCAACUACCAACGAAGAUAGCCAUACAACCACAACAAGUUCUCCCACCAAGAAUGGCCCGACGUCAAAAGCAGUACCUCCCACGUCUACCAAGGCGGAUAGACCUACAGACGAGGGUUCUUCUACUGUACCUUCUACAAGUUCUGUUCCUGGCUUGCCGCAUAGAUUCAGUUCGUUGGCAUUUAUUGGUUUAUUGGGAGUUCCUCUACUUCUUCUGCCAGCGAUUUUCGCAAUAUAUAAAUUUGUUUUCAGGCACCGCAGGAAAAAGUAUUUGAUACUUGAUGAAACUUCGGGAGAUGAUGAUUUAGAUGACGUUGUUCACACAGACGUUCCAUUUGAUUGCGACGGAUAUUAUUCAGCCCAAGAAAUGAAGCAAGCCAUCCUGACAGAUACGUCUAUAGAACUAAACAGGGAAAUGUGCUACCCUAUGGACAAACCGGACAAAGGAAUUGCUUUCAUUUUGAACAACUACCUGUUUAAAGCAGACAGAGCGAUUGAAAGGAAGGGCUCUGAUAUUGAUUUGUUCAAUGUUAAGCACGUCUUUAAGGAGAUUGGCUAUUCACCUAAAGAAGCUCAAAAUCUAACUGCUGAGGGAAUAAGAAUGGAGCUAAAUAGCUUAAAAAAGAACAUCUUGCACUCCCACACCUCAGUCGUCUUAGUGUUCAUGAGCCACGGGGUUCCAGAAGGAAUUCUUGGUACUGACCAGAAAGUCGUAACCGUCGAGGAAAUCAAGAACAUCUUCUCGGGGAACAACUGUCCUGCCUUGAUCGGAAAACCAAAGAUCAUGUUCUUCCAGGCCUGCAGAGGAGAUAAAGUGACUCCAUGUGCUUCCCCAAAUAACAAACGCCCUGAAGAAGGUCCCGAAAAUAGCAAUGACAUCGUGAGCACUGAUGGGUCAACGCGAGAUGGAAGAGUUGAACUGGCCACAGACGAAGGGGAAAGCUCGAAACCAGAUAGGUCCAUGGUCAAAGCAUCACCUGAUAACAUAGAAGGAAGUGAGGUGGAUACCGACGGUGGGGUACCAGAUAAUGCCGAUGUCUACAUUGCUCAUGCUACUCCAGAAGGCUAUUUCUCGCUACGUGACAAGCAAAACGGAUCGUGGUUCAUCCAAGCCCUUUGUGAGGAGUUAAUCGCUAGUGCGCAUGCCCAUCAUCUUGAUGACAUCAUGAUGAAGGUAACAGAUAGAGUAAAGCUACACGAAGGUAAUAUUAUGAUAAGAGGAAAACGACGACUCACUCUACAGACCCCGCAGAUUGUCAAACAAGGGAUCGGAAAGAAGAUAUAUUUUUUACCAAAAUAUCAACCGGUGCACCCACAAAACAAGACCACUGAACUUAAAGGGGAAUCCAGUCCACGAACUUUGGUCAUGUUCUUGGAGCUUCUUCGAACGUUUCGGGCCAAAACACAAGCAAUAAUGUCGGAAGACCAUUUUGACGAACUGGAACAUUACAACUACGACCCUCCCAUCCACAGCGGAGCCAGCGGUAAGGGGCUGACGAAGAAGGAGAAAGCUACCAAAGAACACGGGAACCCUCACACGACCAAGGAGGCCCGCCUUGUUGAAGAUCAAAUAACGAACUCGGAGCAGAAAAAGAAAGAUAAAGUCAAGAAACAGGGCAGCAAAGAAUAG
Lytechinus variegatus (green sea urchin) is the source of this 2435-nucleotide messenger RNA. RefSeq lists its product as uncharacterized. The transcript is spliced from 15 exons. Gene Ontology annotation, molecular function: cysteine-type endopeptidase activity. Gene Ontology annotation, biological process: proteolysis. NCBI's taxonomy places the organism in Eukaryota, Metazoa, Echinodermata, Echinoidea, Temnopleuroida, Toxopneustidae. The record is from RefSeq and is a predicted model, not a curated record. Bases 219 to 2435 code for a protein of 738 amino acids.